Molecule: messenger RNA, 853 nt
Organism: Cucurbita maxima (winter squash)
Lineage: Eukaryota; Viridiplantae; Streptophyta; Magnoliopsida; Cucurbitales; Cucurbitaceae
Product: ethylene-responsive transcription factor WIN1-like
Exons: 2
Coding region: 8-793 (261 amino acids)
Biological process (GO): regulation of DNA-templated transcription
Molecular function (GO): DNA binding; DNA-binding transcription factor activity
Source: RefSeq, a predicted model, not a curated record
CUAUAUAAUGUUCAUCUUUCUUUGCCAUUGCUCCAAUCAAUUCUCUCUCUCUCCGCCCCUCUCUCCUCCCUCUUUCUCUCUCUUUGUGGGAGAGACAAGAGACAGAAGCUUGGACAAAAUCAUGGCGCCAUCAAAGAAGUUUAGAGGCGUUAGGCAACGACACUGGGGAUCUUGGGUCUCCGAAAUUCGCCACCCUCUUCUGAAGAGAAGGGUUUGGUUGGGGACGUUCGAGACGGCGGAGGAGGCAGCGAGAGCGUACGAUCAGGCCGCCGUGUUAAUGAGCGGUCGAAACGCAAAAACCAACUUUCCGAUGAGCGAAACGGCGGCGCCAGAAUUAGAAAAACUCAACAACAUCACUACUCCAUCUUCAACAAAGGGCUUAUCAGAGAUCCUCCACGCCAAGCUUCGAAAAUGCAGCAAAGCGCCGUCGCCAUCAAUGACGUGUCUCCGACUCGACACUGAAAAUUCCCACAUCGGCGUUUGGCAAAAACGCGCCGGCCAACGCUCUGACUCAAGCUGGGUCAUGACGGUUCAUUUGGGAAAAGAAAACUCCUCCUCCUCCACCGCCGCCGCUUACGGCGGCAAUGACGACGGUGGGCGGUUGUGGAAUAGUAAAAAAAGUGGUGGCGCUUCAAUGGCGGGCGGUGGACCCCACAUGAGGAAUUUGCAGAUGGAUGAAGAAGAAAGAAUUGCAUUGCAAAUGAUUGAGGAGUUGCUGAGCAGAAAUUAUGGUAACCCAUCUGAAAUUCAAGUUCAAGAUCAUCAAGAGGAAGCAAAGCUAAGCCCUUUCUAAUUUAACUUCAAAUUAUUUACUUAUAAUUAUAUCACAAAUUUAUGAUUAAUUAUGUGUGCA